Molecule: messenger RNA, 1813 nt
Organism: Molossus molossus (Pallas's mastiff bat)
Lineage: Eukaryota; Metazoa; Chordata; Mammalia; Chiroptera; Molossidae
Gene: DEPDC4
Product: DEP domain containing 4
Exons: 9
Coding region: 23-1642 (539 amino acids)
Biological process (GO): intracellular signal transduction
Source: RefSeq, a predicted model, not a curated record
GGAGGGGCCGGCGUGCGAGUUGAUGGCGGUUCUUUUGACUCCGCGGUUUCGCAGACUUGGCAGCCCGAGCGAGCAUCCCGGCCCAGGACAGAGCGGAUCGAGUUUCGUGAGCCGUGGAAGUGGCUUAUGCAGGAAAAGGAGGACAGAAUGUUCUGGUCCUUUUCAAGCUACUCAGCUAUGGGAUGGCAUUAUUCACUCCCUUCAGACUCAAGUGGAAAUAAAAAGAAGGAGGCAUCAUUUACGAACAUACAAAGACUGUUUUACUGGUUCUGAUGCUGUUGAUGUCGUAUUAAGUCAUCUUAUGCAAAAUAUGUGCCUAAGUAGUAAUGAUAUCUCUCGUCUUAAAGGAGUUCGUCUUUGCCAAGUUCUAAUGAACCAUAAGGUAUUUCAACCGGUAGGGGUGAAGCUAUUCAAAAAUGAAAAGGAAUUGGAAUUUGAAGAUUCAAACAAUAGUCUCUACAGGUUUCUAGGCAAUGAAUCAUCUUACGUGUUUUGCGAAAGAAAAAUGGAUACUGAGAAUGGGUUAACAGAUAAAAUAAAUGCGAAGGAAUCUUUAAGACCAGAAGAUGAAAUGAUUUCAAAUCCUCUAGCACAAGAGAUUGGUGAGGAAAGAAUUAAGGAAUUAAUUCACACAAUGAGUGGGAAUCUGGCUUUUCCUCCAAAUAUCACAGUUGACAAACCUGUUCGCCCACUUUCAAAAGAAGCUAUAGAAGAUGUUUGGAAACAACAAACAUUGUUACGUAUUCUUCAAUUGAUUCACCUUCCGUUUUUGGAAAAUAUUUUGGAACCACCAGUUAAAACACAAAAUCUUCACUUAAGUAAAGAGGAAGAUCUUGUUAUUUCAAAUACUUGUCUAGACAGAGAGGUUAUUCCAAGCUUCUGUGUACCUGAGAUAGAUAACUGGCUUAAUGCAGCAAUGGAAUGCUUGGAAUAUUUCCCUGACCAGUUCAUAGUUUCAGUUAGUCAGCAGUUAGUGCAAAGCAGAAAUGAAGAGACAAGACUGAGUAUACAGAAGAAGAUACUCUUUGAUGUUAUAGUAAAAUAUUAUAAUCAAGAGAGAGAUUGCCUGUUAACUGAUGACUAUUUUGAUAUUCAUUCAGGAAUUAUUGAACUUUUAGAAAACGAGAGAAGAGCAGAAGCACUGGAAGCAACACAGCUGUAUCUGAGAUUGCUGCUGCCCAACAUUAGAGAAGAGUUACGGCGGCUCCUUACUUUUAUGGCUAUUGCAUCAGAACCUAAUGCCUACAAGUUACAAAAACAGUAUGAUAACAAAACGGUUGUCCUGAAAACUCUUGGCAAAGCAGUUUUGCAAACCAAAUCAUUAUCAAAAGUACGGGCAGAACAACUCAUGUGGUUUCUACUGGAAUAUCACUCUGAGCUCUUCAAGACACCAGUUACUUUACUGGACCUGGUUAGUAAGAAGCUGAAGAAGCUGCUACAUGGAGAAGAUCCAGAUGCCGUAUCAGACUUCACAUUUUGCCAACGCUUGACAUACAAGGAAUUUGAAAAACACAAGGAAAGGACAAUUCAACAUCUUCACCAGUUGGCUCUUGAGAUUCAUAGUCACCCCAGCAUUUCUUGGCGACAAAGAAAGAAAUUAAUUAAGGAAUUUCAAAAACACCAUCCAGAAGCUUUGUAUUAACAUUUCUGUGGCAGAGAAAACUACAAUUUGUAAAUGUAAACAAAUCUCUGGUGGCUUUUCUGAAACGACCACACUGACACUUCAGGGACAGGAUAGCCUCCAAGCCUGAAGUGCCAUCAUGUUUGAGAUGUUAAGGAAGGUGGUCAGAAGGCACAGACCUCCAGUUAUAAA